Molecule: messenger RNA, 1332 nt
Organism: Cucumis melo (muskmelon)
Lineage: Eukaryota; Viridiplantae; Streptophyta; Magnoliopsida; Cucurbitales; Cucurbitaceae
Product: ethylene-responsive transcription factor CRF6-like
Exons: 1
Coding region: 387-1115 (242 amino acids)
Biological process (GO): regulation of DNA-templated transcription
Molecular function (GO): DNA-binding transcription factor activity; DNA binding
Source: RefSeq, a predicted model, not a curated record
UUUUUUUAUUACAUUUAUGAAAGUUUACCUUAAAAAUAAUUAAAUUCCAAAUCUCAAAAUAACAUUUAAAACUAAACUUAUCAUCGCUAAAAAAGAAAAAAAAAAAAAAAAGAAAAAAAGAAAAGAGAAAGAAGGAAAUAGAAAAAGAAAAGGAGGAGUAUUUAAAGAGGAGGGAAUGUGUAGGAAGAUGAUUUGAAACAAAACAUUCCUAUGAGAUUACAUUUUUCCUUUUUCAAAUCUCUCGAAAACUGUAUUCAGAGAGAGAGAGGUGAAAUAAAAAAGGAAAAAGAGAUAUAACAAAAUCUUAGUUUCCGUUGCCUUUUUUCCCUUCAAAUUUUGGCUUAAAAAUAUUCCCAAAUUCACUCCUCACUCCACAAAUCCCAACAAUGUCUUCAACUCAUUCUCGCUUCAAGUUCCGUGAACGCCGCUCCGUCACCGGCAUCACUCUUCCGCCCGAUUCCGCCGCCCCACGGAUACUCCGCAUCUUUGUCACCGACUCCGACGCCACCGACACUUCCAGUAGUGACGACGACGACGACGACGCCCAACUCCUCCGCCUCGUCCGUCGCCACAUCAACGAAAUCCACUUCCACGAUUCGACGCACUCCAAGCCCAACGAACUCCAGCCGACCAAGAAAUUCCGCGGCGUGCGGCGGCGGCCGUGGGGGAAAUUCGCGGCGGAGAUUCGAGACCCGAUAAAACGCACUAGAAUCUGGCUAGGAACCUUUGAUUCGCCUGAGGAAGCCGCAAUCGUCUACGAUCAAGCAGCGAUUCGAUUCCGAGGUCCUGAUGCCUUAACGAACAUCAUAAAGCCGCCGCAGCGGAAUCUUCCGCCGGAGGAGAUUUGUGAUUCUUCAAUGGAAAUCGCCGAGGACGGGGGAGGAAUGCGUUGCUCUCCAACUUCGGUUCUGAGAGACGACUAUUGGAGUGCGACGGAACUGUUGGGAGAUGAGAUGGAGUUUAUGGAUAAUUACUACGGGGCGCCGAGGAUAUUUGUGGAGGAAAGGAGCAUACCGGAGACGGCGAUGUUUUGUGGGGGUUUGUGGGAGGGUGCGGUGGAUUUGGACGGAAAUUUCGGGUCAUGUAAAUGGGAUGUGGGGACCUGUUUUGAGUGAAAGGAGGAUUCACUUUUUGCAUUGAUUGACCACUACAAACAUCGAGUCAACAACUCCGAUGUGGUUUACCUCCUUACAUAUUUAUUCUAAUUUGCUUCAUUUUUUUUUUUUUUUAAAAGGAGUUCAGAAAAUGUGGCCAAAAAAUUGUAAAUGGAGCACUACUUGUUCUUUUUUUCUUUUUUUCUUGAGUAUUGACUGUUGUAUUUAAACUUUGUUA